Molecule: messenger RNA, 2331 nt
Organism: Eucalyptus grandis
Lineage: Eukaryota; Viridiplantae; Streptophyta; Magnoliopsida; Myrtales; Myrtaceae
Product: wall-associated receptor kinase 2
Biological process (GO): protein phosphorylation; cell surface receptor signaling pathway
Cellular component (GO): plasma membrane
Molecular function (GO): protein serine/threonine kinase activity; polysaccharide binding; ATP binding
Source: RefSeq, a predicted model, not a curated record
AUGAAGGUAGUGCAUCGGCUUCUACUGGUGGCUGUGGCCUGGUGGUUGCGACAAGGCCGCGCUCCCACCGUGGCCGGAGACUGUGCACACGCAUGUGGGGGCGUGUCCGUACCUUAUCCGUUCGGGCUCAAACCCCAGUGUGCGAGUUCCGAAGAGUUUUCGCUCCAUUGCAAUACCUCUGGGAGCCGUGAACAACUAAUGUUGGGGGAUAUUCCGAUACGCAAGAUCUCAGUCGGGGACUCCACCAUGGUCGUCCGCCUCCCCGAACUAUACGACUGCUACAGCAAGGAUGGCCACUCAGCAAACAGAAGCGGUGAUCUGUUCAUCAAUCUAACUUCACAUCCACAGUACAGAUUGUCGGACACCCGGAAUAACCUCACAGUCCUCGGCUGCGACACCUACGCACUCAUAUCCGACCAAGAUGAGAUGUUCCGGAGCGGCUGCAUCUCCUAUUGCAGCGACCCCGUCGACUUAGCCAAGGAGACCACUUGCUCCGGUCACGGUUGCUGUCAAGCAUCCAUUCCGAAGGGGCUCAGGACACUCCGCAUUAAAAUCUCCUCCAUCGACGGACACGCGUUGGUCUCGCAAUUCAACCCCUGUGGAGUGGCCUUCGUGGUGGACAGAAAGGCAUUCAAUAUCUCCAACAGGACACUCCCGAGCUUCAGUGAUUUGGGCAAGAGGGCGGACCUUGUUCUGGACUGGAUGGUCGGAUGGGACGUGACUUGCAGACAGGCAAUGUCAAACCGGUCGAGCUAUGCAUGCGGCAACAACACUGAGUGCUCCGACUACGCGAAUGGACCGGGUUAUCGUUGCUUUUGCAAGGCUGGGUACGAGGGGAAUCCCUAUGAUCGCUUCCACGGAUGUCAAGCUGUUAUUGUGCCCGUCUUGUGCAUUACUAUUGGUGUUUCAGUUUCGGUCACGUGGAAGCGGAGAAUCAGAAAGAUAAACUUCAAACGAAAUGGAGAAAAGCUCUUGAAACAAUAUGGAGUUCGAAUCUUUACAGAGGCAGAGUUGGCAAAAGCAACUAAUAAUUAUAAUGACCGCAAUAAGCUCGGUGAGGGCGGUUUCGGUUCUGUCUAUCAAGGAAUAGAAGUAGACACCAGGGUCGCAGUCAAGAAGCCUAAAGAUGUGCACAAGUCUCUAGUGAAGGGGGAUUUCCAGCACAAAAUUAAAAUUGUGACGCAAAUGAACCACAAAAAUGUGGUGAAGCUUAAAGGCAUUUGCUUGGAGACUAGAAUACCAUUGCUGGUUUACGAAUACAGUUCAAAUGCUACCCUCUUCCAACACAUCCAUCAGAAUGUGUCAACCAUCUUAAAAUCGUGGAAAAAUCGGCUCAAAAUAGCCGCUGAAGCUGCUCUUGCACUUGAGUGUUUGCAUUCCUGCACAGAACCACCAAUCAUUCACGGCAACGUCAAGUCGGCGAACAUACUUUUGGAUCAAAAUUACUCGGUGAAAUUAUCUGAUGUUGGAACUUCGAUACUUAUAUCACCAGAGCAUAGUCAUAUCGUAGCCACUGAAAUAGAGGGCACAUUAGGCUACAUUGAUCCGGAAUAUUUAACCACUGGUAAGUUAACAACUAAGAGUGAUGUAUAUAGUUUUGGAGUUGUCCUCAUGGAGUUACUCACUGAAAAGAAGCCUACAAGUUCUAUCACAAAGUCUGGAGAGCCAAUCAAUAUUAUCCUUUAUUUCAUCUCUUCCAUGAAGGACGAGACACUCUCCACUGUCAUAAACUACGAGGGCGAUGAAAUCAAGAGAGUAGAAAGGGUUCUCGAGAUUGCAGUGAAGUGCUUGAACCAUACUAGUGCGAAGAGGUCAACGAUGACGGAAGUGGCUCAGCAACUCGCCAUAAUUAACCCAAGCCCGACCGUUGAAGAAAACAUUGAAGAGAACAAAUCCAAGUUGGAUGUAGAAAUCCAUCACGUCACCAAGCUUUCAGCGCAGGGGACGUCAAGCUGUCUUAGUUGUCCGGGAGUGGAUUCAGAUAUUCUCACAAAGGAGAUCAAUGGAUGUGGUACCAAGAAAUGGGGUUAUGCUACAUGGAUUAUUUUAGUCCCGAUCGGCGACGGCAAAGGCGGAGCUGGGGUGCUCGGGUCGCGGAGGCGGCUGGUGUUGCAGUGGCGAGGUGGCGAGCGAGCAGGAGGCAGCGGCGUUGGGUCGUCUGGCGGAGAACAGCAGCAGCGCCUCGAGCUACUGGGCGGUGGUGCAGAGUGGUGGGUGGAGCUCGACAAGGUCAGGAGCGGUGGGCUUCGUCGGAGCUCCGGCGUCGGGCUGGGCAGCAGCAGGUCGCGGGUGCAGAGGCGCGGCGGUGGGCGUCGGAGGCGCGCGCGGUAG